Centropristis striata (black sea bass) is the source of this 4169-nucleotide messenger RNA. It is a transcript of the gene enpp1, whose product is annotated as ectonucleotide pyrophosphatase/phosphodiesterase 1. Gene Ontology annotation, cellular component: cell surface. NCBI's taxonomy places the organism in Eukaryota, Metazoa, Chordata, Actinopteri, Perciformes, Serranidae. The record is from RefSeq and is a predicted model, not a curated record. The transcript is spliced from 23 exons. The coding region runs from base 269 to 2671 and encodes 800 amino acids. Gene Ontology annotation, molecular function: nucleic acid binding; metal ion binding; dinucleotide phosphatase activity. Gene Ontology annotation, biological process: ATP metabolic process; nucleoside triphosphate catabolic process; regulation of bone mineralization.
CCAAAAUAGCAGACUGUUGAGAUCGGCUCUGCUUCCUUUAAUCAGCCCCGCAGCAUCCAACUCUCUCUGAUCAAUCACAUGCUGCUGCUCUGUAAACUUGGGAGACGUCAAGAAAGGCGGUGCUCCACUUCAGCAGAGAGGUCACAUAUCCUCCACAGCAGCAGCAGCAUAUUACUCCUCAGUCAGCUAGGGUGAAGCUCUGCCUGCCUGGUGGCCACACUCAGUCCCUCCUGGAAAACACUGGCAGGAGUUUGCAGCGCUCAGCAGCAUGGAAGUAACCAAAGGAGAGGACCGCUCGGCUGAACAGGCUGCGUCUUUGUUUGGGACACCAGAGCUGGAGAGCCAAAGGAGAAACAAUCAACCGGGAACGAAGAGGAAUAAACACUGUAAAAUCAUAACUGGGGUUCUGCUGCUGUGCUUACUGGUGGUCAUCUUGGCUCUGGUGUUAUCUCUGAGGAAAGGCUCUGAUGGAAAUGAAGGUAAGCUCUGGCUGCAGGCGGGAGAUGAGGAAACUCAACAUCAACAGUGUCCACCAGGUUUCUCCAAGCCUCCUCUCAUCCUGGUGUCCCUGGACGGUUUCAGGGCGGAGUACCUGAAAGAUCACAGCAGCCACAUUCCUAUCAUCAACAAGUUACGACACAAUGGAACAACAACACCAUACAUGAGGCCUGUUUACCCCACAAAGACCUUCCCCAACCACUACAGCAUUGUGACUGGUCUUUAUCCAGAGUCUCAUGGGAUUGUGGACAACAAGAUGUACGAUGUGAACCAAAACGCUUUCUUCAGCUUGAAGACGGAAGAGAAAGUCAACCCACAAUGGUACCAAGGAGAGCCAGUCUGGCUCACUGCCAUGCGUAACAAUCUGAAAGCAGGAACUUUCUUCUGGCCCGGCUCAGAUGUAAAAAUCGAUGGUUCCUUUCCAGAUCUCUACAGGUUGUAUGACAAGGGCAUUACAUUUGAGCAGAGAGUGUCAACGGUGUUUGAAUGGCUCGGUUUACCUCAAGGAGAAAGACCCGACUUCUACACUUUGUACCUGGAUGAACCUGACUCAUCAGGACAUCGUUAUGGACCAGCAAGCAGCCAGGUCGUUCAGGCUUUGGAAAGAGUGGACAAGAUUUUGGGCAUGCUGAUGGACGGCCUGACACAGAGAGACCUCCACCACUGUGUCAACAUUGUAAUAAUAUCAGACCACGGCAUGGAGGAGGCUACAUGUGACAAGGCAGCAUUUGUGUCGAACUACGUGACCAAAACAGAUGACUUUUCUGUCAUCCAAGGCCCGGCUGCUCGCAUCAGACCCAAGAGCCUCCCAGAAAAUUUCUUCUCCUUUGACUAUGAGGGCCUGAUGAAGAACCUGUCGUGCAGGACCCCUGACCAGCCAAUGAAGCCGUACCUCACAGAAAACCUCCCCAAAAGGAUGCACUAUGCUAACAACAAACGCAUCGAGAGAGGACACCUCUAUAUGAAGGAAGGGUGGCAGGCUGCUCUUAACCGACGGGAACUCAAAUACUGCACCGGUGGAUUCCACGGCUCAGAUAACCUCUUCACCAACAUGCAGGCGAUCUUCAUCGGCUACGGUCCAGGAUUUAAGGGAAACACAGUUGUGCCGCCGUUUGAAAACAUCGAACUGUAUAACCUCAUGUGUGAUCUCCUCGGUAUUCGUCCCGCUCCAAACAACGGGACUCACGGCAGUCUGAACCACCUUCUGCGGAAACCUGUCCACCUGCCCGUUCACCCAGCUCAGCUCUCACAUGACGCCCCCUGUGAGGCCAGUGACCCCGUCCCCGCUGACGACCUGCAGUGCACCUGUACAGCCCAAACCAAGACAAUGGAGGCAGAUAUGAACAGGAAUCUUAUAACAACUAAUUCCAGUGUUAAAGCCAGCUUACGCCGCCUCCACCAGCCCUUCGGCAUCCCUCGAGUCGUCCAAACAGGCGCCGAUUUUUGUCUCCUCCACCAGUCGAACUACCUCAACGGAUACAGCAAAAACCGCCUCAUGCCCCUGUGGGUGUCGUACACCAUCCAGCCUCUGCCCAGAGUCCGACCCUUGAGCCCAGAGUCAGAGGAGUGUGUUCGUGCUGACGUACGCAUCCAGCCGGCCGCCAGCCAGCUGUGUGCACGCUACAAAAACCACCCCGAUCUGUCCUUCGGCCUGCUGCAUCCCCCCAAUCUGGGUGCCAACGGACCCGAGUCAGACUCUCUAAUCACGAGCAACAUGGCACCAAUGUUCCCUGCAUUUAAAGAUGUUUGGACCCACGUCCAUGAUGUCCUGCUUCCAAAAUAUUCACAACAGCUGAACGGAGUCAACGUCAUGAGCGGGCCGAUAUUCGAUGAAGACGUUGAUGGAAACGUUGAUGCAAUCAAAGCAAUCUCAGGGAACGAGGCUCCGAUCCCGACACAUUUCUACAUGAUCCUGACCAGCUGUGGGAACUCGACCUUCGGCCCGGUUAACUGCGAGGGUCCGCUGCAGGCCAAGUCCUUCAUCCUGCCCCACAGACGCGACCACACAGAGACCUGCGCAAGCGGCUCAGACUUGUCGUGGGUGGAGGAUUGGCUGCAGUUUCACACGGCGCGAGUCCGAGACAUCGAACUCCUGGCCGGACUCAGCUUCUACCACGACAGGUUAUCAGUGGAAGAGACGCUACAGCUCAAGACGUUCCUACAGACUUCUUAAAAUCAGAGACAUUGAAGCUGAAACAAUGAAGCUUUAAUUUCCAAAGGAAGCCAUACUGGUCUGCUCAGCAGGCCUCAGUCCUCGUGGACCUCGUUUCCUGUGUUCAAACCAAAUUGAUCUCAACAUUAAGUUCCAUCCACUUUUUAUGUCUGAUAUGUAUGAUUCCCCCCAAAAAAAUGUAUAGUCAAUGUGUGAUAGCUGUAUAUUUGUUCUUGCUGAUGUUUUUAUAAAUGAUUUUAUAGAGAAAUGUUUUUAUAAAAGAGGCUCCGCAGCUCUGAACCAAAGACGCCGUCACAUCUGCUGAGCGGCUCCGCAGUAUUUCCUCGGGUGGGAACAAAAUAAAAAAAGGAAAAGAAACAUUUAUUGAUGAAAGGAGAAUCUAUUUAUACUUCCAUUGCUUUUAUUGGCAGGAGCACUUCAAGAAACAUACGACAAUCUGGAAACAGUUGUGUCUGCUGCCACACAUCUGGAGAGCUGCCUGCAGCAGCCAGAAACACCCGACACGAGAGUUUAGGAGAAGAUGAAGUUUUGCUGUAAAGAAAAAAAGAAAAGUUUUACCUGCCAGAUGUUUUCAUUGUAUGUUUAUGCUUGUUAUUUUUGUAUUUUCUUUAUUGGCACCAAUGUUGUUUCUAGUACUUUUUAAAUUUCUGGUUUUCGUCAGUGAUAUUUCGGAUAUUUUUUUUAAUUUUUGAGUGUUUGUGUGGCUGUGUGUGUUAAUGUAUGUUUACUGAUCUGUAUGUAUCAAUGGAUUGUUAGACACAUUUUCCCCAGGGCACAGACAGUAAACACACCCCGCCUCUGAUCCAAAAAAACCUUUUUGUUUCGCUUUGUGUCUUUUGUUGUGGUUUUGUGUUUCUUUGUGGUUGUUUUACAUCUUUUUCGUGGUCAUUUUUCAUCUCUUUGUAGUAGUUUUCAGUUUGUGAUUUUGCAUCUCUUCGAAGUGUUUUCACGCCCCUUUGUUGUUGUUUUUAACCUCUUUGUGGUCUUUCUGCAUCUCGUAUUUUUCUUGCAUCUCUUUGUUUCAUUUUGUAGUUCACUGUCUCUUUGAAGAUCUCUUUGGUGUCUUUUCUGGUCCUUUUUUAAUCUCUCGAUGGUUUGUUUGCAACUUUUUCACUUGUUUUACAUCUUUUUUGUUGCUUUGAGUCGAUUAGUAUCUUUGUAGUCGUUUUGUGUCUUUCUAUGGUGGUUUUGCAUCUCUUUUAACGUUAGUUUUCACCCCUUUUUUGUCAUUUCGCAAUUCUUUGUAGUUAUUAUUAUUUUUAUGUCUUUAUGGCUGUUUAUGUCCCUUUUUAUAGUCUUUUUGCUUGGGGAUCAAUGUCUUGCAACAGGACUUUUCAAUAUGCAAACAGGAGGAAUCGGGAAUCAAACUGCCAACCUUGCAACUAAAGGAUGACCUGUUCUACCUCCUUAUGUCUUUUUCUGAUAAUCUGACAUUCUUCAGGUGAAGCAGUUGGUUCAAGAACUGCAGCUGAACUUCAGUUCAAGCUGGAGAUGAAGA